AUGAGGCCUAUCUUAUUACAAGGGCACACUCGUUCGCUCACGCAAAUUAAAUACAACCGCGAAGGCGAUCUUCUCUUUUCAGCAGCAAAAGAUCAUGUUGUCAACGUAUGGUUUUCGCAUAACGGUGAACGAUUGGGAACUUAUAACGGUCAUGUCGGGGCUGUUUGGACAGUUGAUGUGAACUCCGCAAGUAAACUACUAUUGUCAGGCUCGGCAGACAACACAGCAAAACUCUGGGAUGUGCGAACAGGCAAAUGUUUGCAUACCUGGGAGUUUCACACUGCUGUGAAAAGAGUCGCGUUCUCUGAGGAUGAUACAAUGGCGUUGGCCGUUACUGAACAGCAAAUGGGAUACCAGGGAGCCGUGGCUAUUUUGAAAAUAGACUCUGUGCUUGAGGCAGGGGAGCAGGAUGAGCCUUUUGUAAUUAGUCCUGAACCGACGAAGGCUAUGGUUGCUGCUUGGGGAUAUCUUAACAAAUAUAUUAUUAUUGGUCAUAAGGAUGGAAUGAUUUCUCAAUAUGAUUGGAAGACUGGCGAAAAGCUAACAUCUAAGCAUCCCCAUUCCGAUGUGAUCACUGAUCUUCAAAUGUCCCCAGAUCGUACUUAUUUCGCAACAUCCUCCAAGGAUAAGUCGGCUCAACUGUUUGAAUCCAACACUCUCAAUCCUCUCAAGAAAUACGUAACGGACUGUCCGUUGAACUCUGCAUCCAUCACUCCAAUCCAGGAUUUUAUAAUCGUUGGGGGUGGUCAAGAUGCCAUGCAAGUGACUACUACUUCGAUGAGACAAGGGAAGUUUGAGUGUAGGUUCUGGCACAAAAUAUUGGAGGAGGAGGUAGGAAGAGUCAAAGGCCACUUUGGACCUAUAAAUACGAUUGCGGUACACCCAGACGGUAAAAGCUUUUCCUCGGGUGGAGAAGAUGGAUAUAUCAGAGUACAUCAUUUUGAUGAAGAUUAUUUCAAGUUUACAUACCCUGAGUUUCAGCAUAUUGGUGCUUGA
Messenger RNA from Paraglomus occultum, 996 nucleotides. NCBI's taxonomy places the organism in Eukaryota, Fungi, Glomeromycota, Glomeromycetes, Paraglomerales, Paraglomeraceae. The record is from the annotation of a GenBank genome assembly.